AUGAAACUCACUGAUAUAUGUCCUAAUUAUUCUCCAAAUGCUAAUCACGGUACUCCAUCGGGUUCCUGGUGUUGUAUUGCAUCUGCUGAUGUAAAUUUCCUUCCACAAAUCAAUCUUUCAAAGCGGUCACUCGGGAAAAUAAUAUUCGACAUAAGCGAGAACAGUCUACACUCAGAGAAGGAAGCAGGGCACAAUCUUGCUGGAAACUUCAUACACAUCCUUCUAAAGGAGCUUCUCCAAUGUGAUUCAAUGCUAACAAAUGGUAACCUGAACUCAACUCGGACCAAUGGAAUCAACCAGUCUACAAAGAACCACAGUAGCACUUCCAUACAAAAAGAGUUUCACCAGUCCAAUGACGACAGAAAUAUACAGGAAGAUAGCAAUACCCCUAAGAGACCUAGUGGGUUCCCAGCUGACCUCAUUAAGAGUGGGUUUGAAAUGAAAUGUUAAACUUGUGCCAUUGUUCAAUUUUGUGAUUGUAAUAGUUUUACUGCAUUAUCAUUAUAAAAUAAUUACCCAGGGUAGCCACUUCAGUUAGGUAACUGCUCUACCAGCGGGCCCAGUAUAACUAUCACCCUUCUCCAAUCUAAAUGCUGAGCGCCUAGCAAGAAGGCAGAAGGUCCCAUUUUUUAUAAGUCUUAAGUAUGACUCGGCCGAAGAUCGAACCCAUGACCUACCAUUCAUGAGGCGGACAAUCUAAUGAUGAUAAUAAUAUGGACCAUUCAUAUAGUGCAGCUACUAUCCCCCCCCCCCUCCAGAAAAAAAAAACCUUUAAAAAUGAUUGACUUUCCAUGAUUUAGUUCAGUAGUUUAGGUUGCCAUUCAAGGACAAAAUUGCAAAUAAGAAAACUUAUUUUACAAAGCCACAUGACCUUAUUUUAGUUUCCCUUGUUUCAACUGAAAAAUUGGUAUGCUUUACCCUUUCUUUUUUAUUAUCAAAAAGCAUUGUUGUGACAUUCUGUAAUUUCUUAGAUGUAUUUCAUUUGUAUCAGUAUGUGUAUGGAUCCAUGCAUUUUAUUUAUAUUAUAAUGACGUGUAUUUUAUGUGAAUAUGAAAAUGAGUGAUUAUACAAAUUAAUUCCAUUUGUCCAAUGGAAAUGAAUAAAAUAUUUUUUUUUUCAUAUAGAUAGAAGGGGUAUAAAAUGAUGUGAUUGAUGAUAUAUCCAUGGCACAUAUUAAUCCCUUUCAAACUAAAAAUGAGAAAAUUGCAUUUUAAGGAAUACAUAUCACACGCGUAUGGAUGAACUCCUUGUUCAAGAUGUAUGAAAAAUUUAACUUUUAAAAUUUGUAACUCCAUUAUUCUUUGAUGGAUUUGCAUCAACCCUUAAUAAAUAUCAAUAAUUUUCUCAAUUUUUGUUCUGCUUUUAUAAAAACAAACCUAUAUAAUCAACAAUUCUGUUCAUACAUCUAUGAAAUGCUAGUUUGCAUGUACCUAAGUUCAACUUUCACAAAAAAAGAUAUGGACCAAAUAAUUCACUGAAAUUCAUCAUAUUCUCAUCUUUUCCUUCACAUUUCAUUACAGAAUUUUUACUCAAUUUUUUUUUUCAAUACAGAAUAAACAUAAUUUCUACUCAGUGAAUGAUUUGGCAUUUUGCACUCCACAAAAAUUUGGUCUUAGUCAACCUCGGUUUAACUUUGCGAAUACCAAGCAUAAAGUUUGUGAGUUUCAAAUUCUCAGAAAGCAGAAAUGGGAUUUCCUCAACUCAAAGAUUUUCACACCUACAUCAAAACAACCAUCAUUAAGUAAUGAAAACUGUUACUUAUUUGAUUAGAAUUCAUAUUUAAAGAUAUAAAAAAAAUCAAGAACACAGUACGAUGAUAUGGUCUACCACAUUUUGAAGGGAUGAAUCCAUCAUUAUCAUCAGGUGGUAAAGUCAGAGCCGUACCAAGUACCUAUUGUCUAUCGGAUGGAAGGCCAAUCACAUCUUAAAGUGAUCAUUUCACUUUGUUCUGAUUUAAAAAAUUCUCAUUUUGGUUCUUGAAAAUGGGCUUAACAUUAGGCUUAUAGUGUAAAAAUACCAUCCCAAAAGUUUCAAAGUAGAGCGUGAUCGGUUCAUCACGGACGGACAUUUGAUAGAUUUUGAAAGUUUUGAAGGCUUGUAACAAAUUAGGAAUAAGAUGAACAAGGUUCCUUUGUAUUUUAUAGUGAAGGGUAGGACAAAGUAUGCUGAAUGAUGAAAAAAAAUUGUUGCCAUGGUUACCUACAAACAUAGGUAUCCACUAAAUGUGCCAUAUCACGGACGGACAUGAUAGAAAUGUGGUUUUUAGAAUUUUUGUACAUUUUUAUUGUUUCUAUCUACACAGCUUAACAUUGACCAAUAAUUGUUAAUGCAACUAACACUCAGGUAUGUUAGCUUCUAUGUUCAGCAUAUUGAAUUCUUAACCAAUAUCAAACUUCUGAGAGAAUUGCAAAUAUUUUCCAUCACGGACGGACAUCUCGGACGGACAUCACGGGCGGACACAAUCAAAAUACAUUGGAAGUACCCUGUAAGAAGUUCUUAAUACUUUUUUGGGGGAACAAAUGCUAUUGUAUUGAUGAUUUGUACAUAUUUUGAUAUUAUUAAACAGUAUUAGUUGCACAAUCAAGUUGCUACAACUUCAAUCAAGUUGCUACAACUUGAUUUAAGAUGUAGCAACUUGAUUUCUAUGCUAGACGCAGAAUAUAAUCUAGAUUCUAGAGUCAUAUGAUUGCUCUUAACACAGUUCUUGUAAAAAAUCGAAUGUAAAGAAUAUUAAUUGUAGAAUACUAGUAGGUUCCAAAUCAACAUCUAGUUGAUCAAUGAUCAUGUUGAUACAAGUAUUUUUAUGAUCAUGGUGAUUUUUAAGCAUUACUCUUCCAAGAGCAAAGAUGUUUUUUUAGGUCCAAAAACUAAAUCGAAAAGAUCGACAGGUUGCUGAUCCUUAUGCUUGUUUGUUGGAUCAAGUAUGACACAACACUUGUCAGAGGUUCUCUUCAAAUUCAUCUUUUGCACAUAUCAAAGUGGAGACACCCCAUAACAUCAACAGCCCUCAUGUAUUUAGGCCCUGACCGAAUCCAAAAUUGAAAUUGAUAUACAUGUACCAAUCCAAAGCUUAUUAAACUUCUAAACACUGCAGUGCAAGCUUUAUGCAUUUUCACAGUUUACCAGAUAAGCAAUUACGUAGCUCCAAAAUGGACUUUGAAAAAAGGUAUUCAUGUAUUUUUCACAAGCCUCAAGACCGUGAUGUCAUGUUCUGUUAGAAGCAUUGUGAAUCCAUAGGUUUGUGCAUGGAAAAAUUGAUUUUUCUGCUUAUCAGAUUAUGCAUUGCAUUUUACUUUCUUCUUUUCCAUCACUUUCUGCAAGCUUGAAUUGAUGAAAUCUACAGCUUUGGACUUGUUCUUGCCAUAUUUUAUUUCCUGCUUUUUUGGCAUAGACAUGUACAUGUAGCUUUUCAACUAUAUCUGCAUUCCAAUGUUUAACAAUUUUUCCUGACAACAAUAUAGCCCCAAUAACAGCCAAACAAAGAUAUCACAAAACAUUGUGAAGAGUUGUAGGUUUAUUCCAUUUGAGUUCUGAAUAAUUCUCAGAGCCACUUUUCGCUGCAAAUGGAAGCUAAAAUUAAAUUCAUAAUCUGCUCAGCAAAGUUUCUCAUUUGCAUACAUGGAUUAUUCCACAGUAUUUGCUUAUAUACUCACUCGUCCGUCCGUGAUCAUUUUUGAUUGAUUUAUGAAGUAUGCAUAAAAUGUAUGGAUUUUAGCUAUGUUCAAAUAAAAUGAUGUACAGUGU
Molecule: messenger RNA, 3744 nt
Organism: Lytechinus pictus (painted urchin)
Lineage: Eukaryota; Metazoa; Echinodermata; Echinoidea; Temnopleuroida; Toxopneustidae
Exons: 3
Coding region: 1-450 (149 amino acids)
Source: RefSeq, a predicted model, not a curated record